GAGCUCAGAUUUUAAGGCAGUAUCUUGCCAAUGUUCCCAGCUGAAUAAAGCCCUUCCUUCUACAACUCGAUGUCUGAGAGGUUUUGUCUGUGGCUCGUCCUGCUACAUUUCUUGGCUCCCUGACCCAGAAGCAAGGUGACUGACGGAAGGCUGAGGCAGCCCCUUAGGUGGCUUAAGCCUGCCCUGUGGAGCAUCCCUGUGGGGUACUCCGGGCAGCCUGAGUGAUGAGAUCCAAAGAGCGCUCCUGGGUAGGAAAUUGCCCCAGUGGAACACCUCACCAGAUCAACACGUAGCAGGCCCCCGUGGAGGAUUAACACAGUGGCUGAACACCGGGAAGGAACUGGCACUUGGAGUCUGGACAUCUGGAACUUGAUAUAAGUAUGAGAAAUGACAGAAAGAAACAACAACUGGAAAAGAAGCACUGCAUAAGACCAGGAUGUCUCUGAAAUGGAUGUCAGUCUUUCUGCUGAUGCAGCUCAGUUGUUACUUUAGCUCUGGGAGUUGUGGAAAGGUGCUGGUGUGGCCCACAGAAUACAGCCAUUGGAUAAAUAUGAAGACAAUCCUGGAAGAGCUUGUUCAGAGGGGUCAUGAGGUGAUUGUGUUGACAUCUUCGGCUUCUAUUCUUGUCAAUGCCAGUAAAUCAUCUGCUAUUAAAUUAGAAGUUUAUCCUACAUCUUUAACUAAAAAUGAUUUGGAAGAUUUUUUUAUGAAAAUGUUCGAUAGAUGGACAUAUAGUAUUUCAAAAAAUACAUUUUGGUCAUAUUUUUCACAACUACAAGAAUUGUGUUGGGAAUAUUCUGACUAUAAUAUAAAGCUCUGUGAAGAUGCAGUUUUGAACAAGAAACUUAUGAGAAAACUACAAGAGUCAAAAUUUGAUGUCCUUCUGGCAGAUGCCGUUAAUCCCUGUGGUGAGCUGCUGGCUGAGCUACUUAACAUACCCUUUCUGUACAGUCUCCGCUUCUCUGUUGGCUACACAGUUGAGAAGAAUGGUGGAGGAUUUCUGUUCCCUCCUUCCUAUGUACCUGUUGUUAUGUCAGAAUUAAGUGAUCAAAUGAUUUUCAUGGAGAGGAUAAAAAAUAUGAUAUAUAUGCUUUAUUUUGACUUUUGGUUUCAAGCAUAUGAUCUGAAGAAGUGGGACCAGUUUUAUAGUGAAGUUCUAGGAAGACCCACUACAUUAUUUGAGACAAUGGGGAAAGCUGAAAUGUGGCUCAUUCGAACCUAUUGGGAUUUUGAAUUUCCUCGCCCAUUCUUACCAAAUGUUGAUUUUGUUGGAGGACUUCACUGUAAACCAGCCAAACCCUUGCCUAAGGAAAUGGAAGAGUUUGUGCAGAGCUCUGGAGAAAAUGGUAUUGUGGUGUUUUCUCUGGGGUCGAUGAUCAGUAACAUGUCAGAAGAAAGUGCCAACAUGAUUGCAUCAGCCCUUGCCCAGAUCCCACAAAAGGUUCUAUGGAGAUUUGAUGGCAAGAAGCCAAAUACUUUAGGUUCCAAUACUCGACUGUAUAAGUGGUUACCCCAGAAUGACCUUCUUGGUCAUCCCAAAACCAAAGCUUUUAUAACUCAUGGUGGAACCAAUGGCAUCUAUGAGGCAAUCUACCAUGGGAUCCCUAUGGUGGGCAUUCCCUUGUUUGCGGAUCAACAUGAUAACAUUGCUCACAUGAAAGCCAAGGGAGCAGCCCUCAGUGUGGACAUCAGGACCAUGUCAAGUAGAGAUUUGCUCAAUGCAUUGAAGUCAGUCAUUAAUGACCCUAUCUAUAAAGAGAAUAUCAUGAAAUUAUCAAGAAUUCAUCAUGAUCAACCGGUGAAGCCCCUGGAUCGAGCAGUCUUCUGGAUUGAGUUUGUCAUGCGCCAUAAAGGAGCCAAGCACCUUCGGGUCGCAGCCCACAACCUCACCUGGAUCCAGUACCACUCUUUGGAUGUGAUAGCAUUCCUGCUGGCCUGCGUGGCAACUAUGAUAUUUAUGAUCACAAAAUGUUGCCUGUUUUGUUUCCGAAAGCUUGCCAAAACAGGAAAGAAGAAGAAAAGGGAUUAGUUAUAUCAAAAGCCUGAAGUGGAAUGACCAAAAGAUGGGACUCCUCCUUUAUUCCAGCAUGGAGGGUUUUAAAUGGAGGAUUUCCUUUUUCCUGCGACAAAACGUCUUUUCACAACUUACCCUGUUAAGUCAAAAUUUAUUUUCCAGGAAUUUAAUAUGUACUUUAGUUGGAAUUAUUCUAUGUCAAUGAUUUUUAAGCUAUGAAAAAUAAUAAUAUAAAACCUUAUGGGCUUAUAUUGAAAUUUAUUAUUCUAAUCCAAAAGUUACCCCACACAAAAGUUACUGAGCUUCCUUAUGUUUCACACAUUGUAUUUGAACACAAAACAUUAACAACUCCACUCAUAGUAUCAACAUUGUUUUGCAAAUACUCAGAAUAUUUUGGCUUCAUUUUGAGCAGAAUUUUUGUUUUUAAUUUUGCCAAUGAAAUCUUCAAUAAUUAAAUUAUGUAAAAA
Messenger RNA from Homo sapiens (human), 2481 nucleotides. RefSeq names its product UDP glucuronosyltransferase family 2 member B17 (gene UGT2B17). Gene Ontology annotation, cellular component: endoplasmic reticulum membrane. The coding region runs from base 437 to 2029 and encodes 530 amino acids. The record is from RefSeq and is marked reviewed. Gene Ontology annotation, molecular function: glucuronosyltransferase activity; UDP-glycosyltransferase activity. NCBI's taxonomy places the organism in Eukaryota, Metazoa, Chordata, Mammalia, Primates, Hominidae. The transcript has 7 exons.